AUGGGGCACCUGGGUCAUUUUCCCAUGGGACAUGAUCCAUAUAGGAAUAUACCUAUGGGAAUUUGCGGCAGAGAUAGAAUUGUCUCCUACCAGGCGGCAUUCCUUCUGGCCAGGGUUAUUCCCGUGGAUUUUCUGGCGAAAAAGUAUAUGAAAGUGUUCACUGAUACCCGUGCAGUCCAGGCUGAGGAAAUUAGAGUCACGUACUGGAUCCGGGAGAGGAUCAGAAAAAUGGCACUGGACAGGGCGCUGAACAGAUGGAAGGAGGACUACGCUAGGUCUGGUACUACAGCAGUGGAGAUAAGAAGGAUAUUGGUUCUACAGUAUUGGUACAAACACAUCCAUGGUUACUUAACUUACAGGAUGACGCAGGUCAUGACCGGCCAUGGGUAUUUUAAUGAUUAUCUGUACCGUAUCGGAAAAGCUCCGGGCAGGGACUGCUCCCAUUGUGAUGACCCAUGCGACUUCAACUAUUACACGCUGGGUGUCCUGCAUGGGCCCUAA
This is a messenger RNA of Wasmannia auropunctata (little fire ant), 501 nucleotides long. RefSeq lists its product as uncharacterized. The record is from RefSeq and is a predicted model, not a curated record. Lineage: Eukaryota; Metazoa; Arthropoda; Insecta; Hymenoptera; Formicidae. The transcript has a single exon. Bases 1 to 501 code for a protein of 166 amino acids.